UAUAAAGGCGGCGGAGGGAGGCGGAGGAGCAGCACUGGCGGGCCAGACCGAGGGGCCGGCACGGGGGUGGCUUCCAGCAUGGCCCUGUACAACUUCCUCCUCCUGCCACUGUGCCUGAGCACAGCAGCCAGCACAGCAACGCCGGGAUGCAGGAUCCGAGUCACUGCCAAGGGGCUGGAGCUGGUGAAGCAGGAGGGGCUGCGCUUCGUGGAGCAGGAGCUGGAGAACAUCAGCAUGGGAGACCUGCAUGGCAAGGAGGGCCAGUUCCACUACAACAUCAGCAACAUACGAGUGACCCACCUCCAGCUCACCCACUCGGACCUGCGCUUCCAGCCCCAGCAGCACCUGGUCUUCGACAUCAGCAACGCCUCCAUCAGCCUGCGCUUCCGGCGCCAGCUCCUCUACUGGUUCUUCUAUGACGUUGGCUCCAUAAACACUUCCGCAGAGGGUGUGAACAUUCACACAGCACUGGAACUAUCGAAGGACAAUGCUGGACGCCUGAAGAUUUCCAACAUCAGCUGCAAUGCCUCCAUUGCUCGCAUGCACGCGGGAUUCAGUGGCACGCUCAGAAAGGUGUAUGAAUUCCUGGCCACCUUCAUUACCACCGGCAUGCGCUACCUCCUCAACCAGCAGAUCUGCCCUGUGCUAAACCAUGCAGGGCUCGUACUGCUUAACUCUGUCCUGGACACCGUGCCUGUGCGCAACUCAGUAGACGAACAUAUUGGGAUAGACUACUCCCUCCUGAGUGAUCCCGUCAUCACUUCUGACACCAUGGACUUGGAUUUUAAGGGCACGUUCUACCCCUUGGGAGAUGAAAACCAGACCCUCCCCAACUUAGCCACAGAGCCUCUCGUCAAGGCGACAGAACGCAUGGUGUACCUGGCCCUCUCCGAGUACUUCUUCGACUCCGCCCUGUUUGCUUACUACCAGGCCGGUGUUCUGAACAUGGAGUUUGCUGGUGAAGAGGUGCCCAAAGACCUGGAAGUCUUGCUGAGAGCCACAUUCUUUGGGAGCAUCAUGCUGAUGAACCCUUCAGUGGUUGAUGCUCCUCUGAUGCUGCAGCUGCAGGUGACGGGGCCCCCCGUCUGCACCAUCAAGCCCUCCGGCACCACCGUGUCUGUCUCCGCCACCCUCAGCAUCUUCUUGGUGCCCCCCGAGCAAGCCCUGGUCCAGCUUUCCAGUUUAGUCAUGGAAGCUCGGCUGAACGCCAAGGUGGCCCUGCGCAAGAAGGCCCUGCAAGCGCACCUGGACCUGAGAAGGUUCCGGAUCUACUCCAACCAGUCAGCCCUGGAGUCCCUGGCGCUGAUUCCACUCCAAGGCCCGCUGAAGACCCUCCUGCAGUUGACCAUCGUGCCCCUAAUUAAUGAAAGGACCAAGAAGGGUGUCCAGAUUCCACUGCCAGAAGGCAUGGACUUCACCAAGGAAGUGGUCACCAACCACAUGGGCUACCUGACUGUGGGUGCAGAUCUUCAUUUCUCCAAAGGCCUGAGAGAAGUCAUUGAGAAGUACCGGGCUGCCUCUGGCCCCUCACCAACCUCUGAGGCUACCUGAGAACUCCUCCCCCCCCAACACUUCCCCCUGCCUCUCCCCUUAUGGAAGGGCAGCACCUCAGUCCUGCCUGGCCCUGCAGCACCUGGGCAGCUCCCCUCCGUCCCCACCCCGGGCAGGCUGGGAAGUGGAGCCAAUAAAACAGGCUUUGCACUUA
This is a messenger RNA of Eublepharis macularius, 1705 nucleotides long. RefSeq names its product phospholipid transfer protein (gene PLTP). The record is from RefSeq and is a predicted model, not a curated record. Lineage: Eukaryota; Metazoa; Chordata; Lepidosauria; Squamata; Eublepharidae. Gene Ontology annotation, molecular function: phosphatidic acid binding; ceramide transfer activity; phosphatidylcholine binding. Gene Ontology annotation, biological process: phospholipid transport; high-density lipoprotein particle remodeling; ceramide transport. The transcript has 16 exons. Bases 79 to 1551 code for a protein of 490 amino acids.